GGAAGUCCUUAGGCUUCACACUGCUGGAAUAACAUCGGGCCCGCUACUUCCUCAGGAAACGUUCAAAUGGAUAAUGUGGAACUCAGUGACCCUCCAUGUGGCCUGGAAGAAGAGUUUAAUGCACUGCUCACACCAGAUGCCAUCCAUUUUCUGGCUCAGCUCACUUCUGCAUUCAGUAUCGAUGUUGACAAGAUCUUGUGGCAUCGAACAGCACGAAAAGUUGAGCUUGACAUAACUAAUAACCGUCCUGAUUUUUCGCUGGACACUGCCCAUAUUAGAAAUGACACAAGCUGGAGAGUAGCAGCUGUUCCCCGCAGACUCCAGAACAGACACGUGGAUAUUGGAGAUACAGCACCAUACCAAACAGAACGAUUCCAUAGAGCGCUGAUGUCCUCUGCUCAGGGAAUACAGGUGGAUUUUGAUGAUGGUAACUGUCCGACAUUCUACAAUCAAAUCAAAGGGAUUUUUAAUGUCUACCAAGUCGUUCAUGGCAAGAUACCAGGUUUACCUCCAGUCUCUGAAGCCCCUGUGUUAAUGCUGAGACCAAGGGCUUGGAAUAUGGUAGAGCACAAUAUGCUGGUAAAUGGCAGGGAGAUCCCAGGCCCUCUCUUUGAUUAUGGUCUACUUAUGUACCACACCGGGAGAAGACUUUACAAAAGUGAAUCCGGGCCCUUUUUCUAUUUAUCAAAGGUAGAAAGCUUUCUGGAGGCCAAACUCUGGAAUCAGAUAUUUGUCUGGACAGAAGAAAAGUUAGGUUUACCACUCGGAAGCAUUAAAGCCACUGUGCUGAUUGAGAAUGUACUGGCAUCAUUUGAGAUGGAAGAAAUCCUCUAUGAGCUGAAGGACCACUCUGCUGGUUUGAACUGUGGCAUUUGGGAUUACUCCGCCUCCUUCGUCAAUAAGUUUGGACAUCGGCCUGAAUUUUUGUUGCCAGAUCGCAGUAAGUAUGUGAACAUGGAGAAGCAUUUUCUUAAAAGUUACAUGGAUUUGUUAGUGCAAACAUGCCAUCGAAGAGAAGCCUUAGCUACCGGGGGAAUGGCUGCCCAUCUUCUGCCCAAAGACAAAGAGAGUGCAGAGUAUCAGAGUGUUACUGCAGCUGUUACACGGUUAAAGCUGUUUGAAAUAAAUGCUGGAGUGGAUGGAUUUAUGGUAUAUGACAUUGACCUGGUUGCACCAAUGCAAAGGCUUUUCCAGGAGCACACAAGUGGCCCAAACCAGCUACAUGUCAUUCCAUCAGUGAAAAUCUCGCAGUCUGAUUUACUUAUAAUGCCUGCUGGAGGUGUCACACUGUUUGGCCUGAAGUAUAAUAUUGCUGUUGGUAUACUUUUUAUUGAUGCCUGGCUUAAAGGGGAAGGCCAUUUCUUCUAUUGUGGAAAAGUGGAGGACUCGGCAACGGCUGAAAUAUCUCGAUCUCAGGUCUGGCAGUGGAUAAGGCACCAGGUGAAAUUAGAGGAUGAUGACAGAGUGGUCACAAGGUGUCUGGUGCAUGCCCUUGUACAGCAAGUGGAGUGCCAGCUGGUCAAGGAGUCACAGCUCUCGGAGUUGCAGGAAAAGAGACUACAUACUGCAGCAGAAUUAUUUCAGGAAAUUAUUUUAAAAAGAGAUUUCCCAGAAUUCAUCACCACCUACCUCAAUCUGGAUCAUACAUUCCUCAGUAACAAGUUCUGAUGGCAUGUGCACUAUGGUUAGGCCUCCACACCAACCUGUAAUUGCCUUUGAUUUGCUGUAAACUUGUGGUGCAAAACCUAUAUUUCCUUACGAGAAAAAUAAAAGUAGUAAUAAAUACAUUUUUUGUGGAGGUGGGAAAGUUAGCUAGUUAAUACUUAAUUAACGGUAUGGUUGCAAUAAUUUCACAAUUUUAUCUCAACCUGCAGAAGAAAACAUGUAGCCCUGAAGCCCUACCAUAGAGCUCACAAUAAAAAUAAAAAAAACACACUAGAAGAUGGCUUGUUGCUGACUUCACGCAUUCCCCAUGUCACACUGUGAUACAAAUCAUUUAAACCGAUCCUCAACAAGUUGACAUCAAUCACUCAAAUUUACAUGUAAUGUUUUCUUUUGCACUACUGUAUGAAUUAUUCACAUGCUAAUAAAAUGUAUUUGAUUUGA
Molecule: messenger RNA, 2106 nt
Organism: Bufo gargarizans (Asiatic toad)
Lineage: Eukaryota; Metazoa; Chordata; Amphibia; Anura; Bufonidae
Product: malate synthase-like
Exons: 15
Coding region: 67-1668 (533 amino acids)
Biological process (GO): glyoxylate cycle
Cellular component (GO): cytoplasm
Molecular function (GO): malate synthase activity
Source: RefSeq, a predicted model, not a curated record